Molecule: messenger RNA, 1330 nt
Organism: Frankliniella occidentalis (western flower thrips)
Lineage: Eukaryota; Metazoa; Arthropoda; Insecta; Thysanoptera; Thripidae
Gene: sals
Product: golgin subfamily A member 4
Exons: 4
Coding region: 8-1309 (433 amino acids)
Molecular function (GO): actin binding
Source: RefSeq, a predicted model, not a curated record
GCCUCCCAUGGCGCCUCCCCCUCCCCCGAUCCUCGCAGACCGGAAGCCUCUGACAAAAUCGCAGGAGGAGAAGUUGGCGCAGCUCCGCAACCGGGCGCGCAAACGCCCCGACUACUCGUUCCUAAUGAAGGAGAUUGAGGGCGGCAAGCGGCUCAAGAAGGUCGUGUGCAACGACCGGUCGCAGCCACUGCUGCCCAGCUCCAAGACCAAGGGCCAGUUCCUGUACGACUCUGAGAAGUCCACCGUGCACAACCAGCUGCUCAAACAGAUCGAGACCGGCGUCAGACUGAAGCGGGUCAAGUGUAACGACAGGAGCAGACCUGUGCUCGAUGGGCUGCGGAAGUUCCGGCGGCAGAUGACGAUCGAGGAGCAGCUCCAGAAGACGGCUUCGGUCGCCAACAUGGUGGGCGCCGCGCCCGAGGAGAUCGACGACGAGCCGGACGAGCUGGACGACAUCGACCGCGUGCGCGACGACCUGCAGUCCACCAAGCAGAUGCUGGCGCUCGAGCUGCGCAACAAGGAGGCCCUGGAGCGGGAGAACAAGCGGCUGCUCGCGCGGCUGCUCAACCUGGAGGCCGAGCUGGAGGCGGAGCGCAACCGGCCGAGCGGCGGCGGCGGCGCUGCCCAGGGCCCGGCGCCCGACACUGAUGGCCUCGUGGCCAAGCUCAAGGAGGAGAACGAGGCCCAGCAGAAGGUGUCCAAGGAGAUGGAGGGCCGCUACCACAAGGCGGCCGAGGAGCUGGACGCCACCAAGGCCCAGCUGCAGGAGGCGCUGUUCCAGAAGAAGCAGGCCGAGAAGCAGCUCAAGGAGAUCGAGGACGGACUCGUGGAGGGCGGGCGGGCGCUGCAGAAGCAGCUCUCAAAGAAGCUGAUCUCGUCCAAGUCGGGCGACAUCCGGAAACAGAUGUCGCAGGCGCGGCUGAACGAGAUGCGCAAGCAGUCCAUCCCGGUGCCGGAGGGCGAGGAGGAGAGUGAGUCCGAGUAUACAGAUGAGACCGUCACCGACUCGAGUGAGGAGGAGAAGGAGGAGGACCUGUCCAACGACCCGGAGGCCCAGGAGCGGAGGGUGCAGCGCGAGCUCAAGCUGCUCGCCACCAAGCUCAAGGCCUUCAAGGACAAGGAGGCGUCGGCGCGACGCGAGCGCGUGGCUCUGCGGGAGCAGCUCAAGCUGCAGCAGAAGGCCCUCCGCGAGGAGCGAGCCAAGUACAAGGUAAGUCCACUACUGCAGCGCUUCCAAACAGACUCACAUUUUUUUCUUUCACAAAAAGCGGAUAAAAAAAUAUUUUUUGAGCUUAGUCCGAGUCUCUGACCUACAGGGCAUCUCCCUUUC